Molecule: messenger RNA, 1478 nt
Organism: Aedes albopictus (Asian tiger mosquito)
Lineage: Eukaryota; Metazoa; Arthropoda; Insecta; Diptera; Culicidae
Product: ankyrin repeat and SAM domain-containing protein 4B-like
Exons: 1
Coding region: 60-1112 (350 amino acids)
Molecular function (GO): protein binding
Source: RefSeq, a predicted model, not a curated record
GACUGCGAUACCACCUAGCCAGGGAACCUUUCUCAGUCGCACCCAGUCAGCAGAACAAGAUGCAUCUAAUCAACGGCAAACGGUACUACAAGGCGGCACGCGAAGGUAACCUGCAGGUGCUCCAGGAAGCCAACCGAUGGGAAAUCAACACUUCGGACGAGAAUGGGUUGACCCCACUGCACUGGGCAGCUCACGAGGGUCAUCGGGAAGCCGUGUGGAUUCUGCUGAAGCGGAAGAGUAACGUUAACAAAAUGGAUCACUUUGGAAACUCGGCGUUACACCUUGCGGCUGCCCGUGGGCAUUUGGAAUGUGUGGAACUGUUGGUCAGCAAAGGUGCGAAUUUGUAUGGGUUCGAUGGAGGACAGCGCACGGCUUGCGAUUUGGCCCGAAUUGGCGAGUGGGAUGAAGUGGUGGACUUAUUGGUGCAAAGGAGGAAAAUGUUGGAGGAAAAAAGACCGAAAUUGGUGCUGAAGUUGAAAGUGAUGGCAAAUCAACAGUUUUUGAAAAUCAAAGAUAAAUCAUCGGAUGGUGAUAAUAAAGUAGACCUUCUGAAGAAUGAUUCAACUGAAGCAAAAGAAGUCUAUGAGCUUGAUCAGAGUGCUGCAGAUGAGUUUAAAAGUGUCACAAACACUCCGGAAGACGUUCCUACCGAAGAAGAGUUGUACCAGCAAAAUUCUAAUUUAUUAGGACUAAUGCAGCACAAAACUGGCGGUCUAACUUCCAGCACCAGUAAAAGUACUGCACGAUUUCAUUUGGUAUUUUCCGAGCUCGUCAAAGAACAAUCAAUCAACCAAGCCAUCGUCAACAGUAUCGAAUCACGACCUCAACGAAAGUCCAUCAAACCAGCUCAUCCCACCGUAGACGACGGAGAAUCCGACGAAGAGGAAGACACACCCGUAGUCUCGACGCAGAGUUCGCUUCGAUCGUUUCUCAAAAUUUACGACCUCCAGCGGUUCCAUCAGCAGCUCCUGGAUAAAGGAAUUGAUUUGGAUGGUUUGAUUUUGAUGACGGAGCAUGACAUCAAGGCACUGGGCCUCCCCUUGGGUCCCCACCGAAAGCUGUGCGUAGCACUGGAAGAGUACAAGUCUGCCCGAAAGUGGGACCAAGCGUAGCAAUGGCAAUGAAGCUCUAGAUUUACUCCCAACACGAAAGCAAGGGCAGCAUACCGAAAACGUGUCCCAAACGCAAAAAGUCCCACCAGGACCAGGGCACGAUGUGGUAACAUCGUAAAACCAUUUAUCUCUGGCUACUUUAGACGCCCGGCAUCAUCGGUGUCUGUGUCAUUUUGCUGUCGUAUUGUACCGGAACCUCGAUGAUAAUAACGCACUUUCUCUUUUGCCACAAGUUUAGUUGUAACACAGAGGAACAGAUAUCCCACUUGGUGGGGAAAUUGCUUUAAGUUGAGAAAUAUUUCGCAUUGAAAACGUUAGCGCCAUCUCGAUCAGACAAAAUAAAAACAAAUAAUUUAUUUUAUUUAA